Molecule: messenger RNA, 5586 nt
Organism: Ruditapes philippinarum (Manila clam)
Lineage: Eukaryota; Metazoa; Mollusca; Bivalvia; Venerida; Veneridae
Exons: 3
Coding region: 1-2265 (754 amino acids)
Biological process (GO): cell surface receptor signaling pathway; G protein-coupled receptor signaling pathway
Cellular component (GO): membrane
Molecular function (GO): G protein-coupled receptor activity
Source: RefSeq, a predicted model, not a curated record
AUGCGUGAGUUUUCAAAGCUUUGUCCGUACACAGACACCUGCUAUACAAAUGUUUCAUCACAAGAGGAGCUGAUGUUUCUUGGAAUGAACGGAUGUUGUGAUGCGUGUAGAUGUGAUCCUCAGUGUGGAUUAGACUGUUGUCCAGACAUGUAUCUCAAGAACAAAAAAGAUUUGUCUAAAACUAAAGAAGUACAAUGUGUUGAUGCACAAUAUAGACCAUAUAGUGUGGCUGUAGUAAAUGGACAUUCUUUUGAAAUGAUUUCAAGAUGUCCAUCCACAGUUAAAGAUGACAAAAUUGCAGCGAAAUGUGCACGCGAAUACCACGAUGUGCCAUUUGAUGAAUCAUUUGGACUCUUUCUUCCUGUUCUUGACCAUCUUUCUGGCUUGAUUUACAAAAAUAGUUUCUGUGCCAGGUGUCAUUUUCAAAUAGGCGACGGCGAUACAAAGUAUAGUUUUCUCUCACUUCUCAAUUGGAACAAAGUCGAAGACGAAAAAGAAUACCUAGAAGACAUAAAACAUAAUCAGGGCUCAAAUGACAAAUGUCUCCGGGACAAAAUCUUUGACCCCUUAAAGAGAGACGAAUGGCCUCUACUUUGUACACAAGGAAUGAUGGAAAUAGAUAAAAUGUGCUUACCUCCCUUUAAUGAAACACCGUAUACAAUAAUGAUUGCAAUUAACAUCAUUCUGGAACCAAUGAAUGGUCUACUGAACGGAGACUAUUUUACGUUGAAUGACAUAAUAUCUACCAUUUAUGACGAAACGAAACUUAAAAUGGCAACGCUACUCUCGAGGGACACAACGAUCCACUCUAUCAAAGGAGCUUUACAAUUCAAAGCAGACGGCGAGAAAACAAAUUUUGAUGAAGGACAUGCUUUUAAAUGGCAAAAUCUUAAAAGUAUCACUGUACAAACAAAAUUUCUCAUUGACGAUCCAAAAAACGAAUUACUUAUUACAAUACUUGACUUUGCGCUUGGUUUUACGAAUAUCUCAAACUACAAUGGUGCAUUUAAAUCUAAGUUCAAUCACAUAUCCCAUUUGGAUGUAAACGAACAAAUUUCAAAUAAUAGUUGCUCGAUGGAUCUAAAUAGGCCUCAUUAUCAGAUAUGUGUGGCUCAAUCUGAUGUGGGAGAAAAAGAUUUACAUUUUGAAUUGAUUCGUUACCGACAGGAAUUAUCUUUUACCUCAUUUAGAUUAAUCGUUCUUGAACCAGAACCGUUUUGUCCAAGAGUUGUUCUGUCAAAACAAACUUACAUUUCUUGCAACGAGUCGCAGUUUAUAUCAAAACUCUACACACAAGAUUUUGUGUCCAAAACACUUUCUGAAAAUGAAACACAUCUGCUUUUUUGUCAUGAAGACUACUUUAAACAUCUAAGUAGUCUACGAUCAGAAAUAGACAUCUUUGGAGAAAACGAUGGCUUUUAUAGUUCUGGACAAGCUUUAGCUGUCUUGACCAUUGCUUGUUUAAUUUUAUCGAUAAUAUCACUAGGUUUUACACUUGUUGUAUAUGCUGUUUAUCCAGUGCUACGCUCUUUACCUGGAUUAAUAAAUAUGGCAUUAGUUACAAGCCUAAUCGUCUUCCAGUUAGUAUCAUUUGUUCGCACUGUUGCAAAUAUUAACAUAAGCUGGCUUUGUACUUUAAUCGGAGCUUUCACCCACUUUUCAUUUAUUUUGUCUUUUGCAUGGAUGUUUGUUUGUACGUUUCAUAUGUUUAAGGUAUUUGUUUAUAUCAGGAACCGUUCAGUCGACAGGAAUGAAUUCCGAAAAUUUAUUUCUUAUUGUUUAUUUACAUCUAGUGUUGCAGUUUCUCUGGUGGUCAUUACAAUUGUAAUAUCCGUCGUAAGAUCUGAUGGCGAAGACACAGGCUAUGGGGGCAUAAUCUGUUAUAUUAAGGACUCUACACUAAUACUUUGUCUAGUUGCUCUUCCCAUUGCUCUUGUGAUUCUUAUGAACAUUGCAAUGUUCUGUGUUGUGGUUUAUAAAAUACAAAAACACCCAAUGUUGGCUUCAUCCAAUCCCAAAGAACGUCAAAAUAUCACAGUAUUUGCCAAAUUAUCAACAAUAACUGGAAUGACUUGGAUAUUUGGGUUCAUUUAUACUUUUACUCAGAUAGAAACGUUUGCAUUUAUAUUCAUCAUACUGAAUGCUGGACAAGGAUUAUUCAUAAUGCUUUCAUUUGUUUGCAACGGACGUGUUCUUGAUAUGGUAUGCAAAAGAAAAUUAAGGAGGUCAACGACAAGACAGACAACUGGUACCACUGAUGUCUAAAAGAGAUUUCCUCCGUGUUAUUUGUUUAAACAUUCUGAACUUAAAGAUUGUGCUUUACAUCCAUGUACUUAACUCUGGUGAUGAAAUAAAAACUAAUAUUUAUUUAAUAGAUAAGAAACCUUUAGUUUUGUUGAAAUUUAUUUGAUUCUUUCCUUUUAUCAACCAACUUAUGACUGGUACAAUUCAAAUACGUAAAGGCUUUAAAACAUAUUUGAAUAGAAUCAUCAGAAUUAUUUAAAUAACUGACAAUGGAAAUUGAUGUACCAAUUGCUUAAAUAAAAUAUACGAGGGUGCAUCAAUAAAUUCGUAAACUUAAACUAAUUCAAUAGCGGGGAAAUGAUUUAAUUCAAGUACCUAAAAUGAUUACUCCUUCUCAAAGUAACGUUCUAUGCAUGAUGUGCACUUGUCCCAUCUCUCGACCCAUUACUCGAACACGUGUUGUAGCCUGUCACUUGAAAUCUCCCGCAGCUGUCUGCCCACGGCACACCUCAGUUCCUAUCUUGACUCAAUUCGUACCACGAAGACUGUUCUUUUUUUUAAAUUGGAAACAGCCAGAAGUCAUAAAUUGCUAGGUCCGGGCUGUAGGAUGGUUGCGGUAACAGUUCGACGUUGGGUUUUUCUAGUGUAUCCAUGGCAACGUGGCUUGAAUGGCUCGACGCGUUGUCGUGAUGUAAUAUGAAUCCGGACCUAAGUAGAUGUGGUUACUUUGUCCUUAUUGCCGACAUGAGUUCCGUUUUAAGUAAUGUUGCAUAAUAGUUCCAAGUGACUGUCGUUUUCGGAGGAACAAAGUGGUUUAGCACUACACCGCAUGUAUCACAGAAUAUAAUGGCCAUAAACUUCCCGGCUGACUUGGAAAUUAUCGCUUUUGUAGGGGAAGGCGAGGAAGGAUGGUUCUAGACAAUACUCUGACGUAUCUAGUUCAAAAAAGUGAAUACACGUUUGACCACAUGUUAUCACUCGAUUUAGAAAUUAAUCGCCUUCUUCACGAAACCUCCUGUCGUACUGCUGACACAUUUUCACCCUUACCCCCAUCUUCUCUGACGUCAAUAAACGAUGCACCCAUCUUGUUGAAACGCGGCGCAUUCCCCAUCUAUCACUUAUAAUGCCCUGAGCUGUACCAUAUGAAAUAGCGAACUUAUCUGCUACGUGCUCCACACUUAAUCGUCUAUCUCGGAGUAUGUACUCCUGAAUGGCAGCCACUGUUUCUUCAUCUGUUACAGUCACUGGUCUACCUGCACGACUGUCGUCUUCAGUUGCCUCUCUACUGUCUUUAAACCGCUUCAUUCACUUUGCAAUGGACCCUUUUGACAGAGCAGCCUCUCCAUAAACGUUUUGCAAAUCUUCACGAAUAUCGGAAAAAGACUUUCCGAGUUUUGUGUAAAACUUUAUAACGAUGCACUGUUCGUUGACGCUGUGUGACGCCAUUUUCGAACAGACGCCCGUAACGUGACGUCAUUUACGGUUUAUGACGUCAUAAGUGAUGACGUCAAAGUUGUGUACAUAGUACGAUUCAAUUUGAAAUAAUCUGUUUUCACAGCAUUUAAAGUUUCAUUUUAAACGGACCAGUAGUUUUGACGCUAUUGAAUUAGUUUACGAAUUUAUUGAUGCACCCUCGUAUAUGUACGUUUCAUAUGUACUAGAACAGGCAUUUGCAUCACCGAGAAUUUCAGAAAAAAUGAUGAUUUGAUCUUUGUGUAGAUACACUAGGCUUAAAACCAAACAAGUCGUUGAAAUCUUUGUCAACUGUAUUUGCUUAGAAAAUCAUAGUAGUAAUUAACCAUGGAAAAAUAUGAUGAACAUACGACAUAACUUUACUAUGAUCAUUACCACGUUGCUAUGAUUAUAUCUGUUUAUUUAAAAAGAAUACUGAUAUAUGAAAUGUUUGGGUGUAUAUAUAUGUAUAUCUUGUUUUUAUGUGUGUUGUAUUUCAAGAUCUUUAUAUGUUUAGUUGAAAUUAUAGACUUUUCAGAAAUUCAAAAAUAUGUUUUGCUGUUGAUGUAAACAAACAAUGGAUGUAUAUUAUUUAUAUAUGGUCGCGUGUGUUGUCAUUUUGUACUUCAUAAGACUAAUAUGAACAGACAUUUGUUUGUACUCGAUAACUAUUCACCCAAAAAUAUUGUAUUUUGCGUAGAAUGUGUAUGCAAAGGCUGAUGUGAUAUACAAUGUAGAAAGAAAGAACUAAUUGAGAGAAAAUUUUAUAACAGGCUCAUGUGUAAGUUAAUUUUGUAUGUUUUUUGUAUGCAUUGUUAUAAUUGUUAUUGUAGAAAACGUAUAUAACAUUCGUUCCUCACCUAGAUCAAUUCUUAUUUUGUAUGAAAAUAUGAGCCAUGUACAUGUAUGAAUGACUUUGUACAUAUUCAUUGAAUAUUUAUUUUUUUAUUUUCUCAGACAAAACACAAAGAUGUGGCUUUGUCUGUUUUCCAACGUACAACGUAAUUGUAAUACCUAGAUACAUUUUGGACUAGAAUACUCUUACACUGUCUUAAUUUAGUUCAUUUAGAAAGAUAAGUACAAUAAUGCUACAUACGUUACUUAUUCAUUUAGCAUUACUGAUUAAGGGAGGUAAAUGCUGAAAGAUUCUUUGUAAAAUUACAUCAGUUAUUAUCCUUUAUGUGAAUUCGUUUGUGUCCUGAUCGCUGAUUUUUUUCUCUUUUUGUUUUUUUCUUCAUUUAUUUGGUAGCACAAUUAAAACCCCACAAAAUAGAAAAAUGCAUUCUAGUCAAUAUUUAUGAUAGACAUAUUCUUAUUUAAGGAUAAACCUAAACAUUUAACAUUUCUAUAUAAUUACCAGCCUCGGUAAAUUUUCUCACAAUUGAUACAUUUGCUGUAUGACAAGUACAUUAACUUUAAAUAUGUUAGGGUAUUUCCAAAAAUAUUUGCCAUUGUAGUAUUUAGUUUUAAGUUUUUACAUACUCUAAACUCAAGUUUUAAACUGAAAUUCGACGUCGAGAAUAUUGCAUACGUAACAUUUUCUUUCAUUUCUUGGUAAUUAUUUUGGUUUGUGUUUUUGAAUAAAAAAAUGAAUAAGAAUUAAACACAACAAAGAACAACGUAUCUUCUGACAUCCGUUUAAUUAAAUUAGUAAAUAUCUUUUCGUAACCUUCACUCAUAAGCAAACAUGGUUAACACCUAAACUUUUUCAGAAAUAUUUUAAAGAUUUUGCACAAUUUUUAUUUGGUUUAUUUUGAAUAUCACAUAAAUUUAUUUAAUUCUUCUUAACAUCCUUACUGUCAUCUAUAUGUGAGAUACGAAUGGAAAUCCUUUGUACAAAAUAAGAUUUCUUGCAUAUGUUACUAACGUUUCCGAAAAUCCUGUACAGGA